AUGUCAGACUUCACUGGUGGAGACCGGAAUGGGCCGAGUGUGGAAGAGACAACAGUCUUCAUGCCUGGAUGUGAACCUCAAACCCCUACUGACACAAAGUUACGGUCCUCAUCACGAUCCUUUUUCUCCUGUGGACCUCGACAUCUUGCAAUCCUGAGUAUUGUCUGUGGAUUGUCUUGUGUGGGCAUCAAAGCACUGCUUCUCGCUUUAAAGGUAAAUGUAUUACAGAGAGAAUCUUGGACCUGCAUCAUAAACCUUCCUGUAUUAAAAGCACUCUAUCUGUGUAUACACCAGGCUCAGAUCUCUCUCUCUCCCUAUGUAUACCCUGGGCUCUGAUCUCUCUCUAUACACUGGGCUUGGACCUCUCUCUAGCUCUCUCUGUAUGCACAGGGCUCUGAUCUCCCUCUUUCUGUAUACACUGGGCUCAUAUCUCUCUCUCUAUAUACACCGGGCUCUGAUCUCUCUCUUGCUUUCUCUGUAUACCCCGGGCUUUGAUCUCUUUCUUUCCCUCUCUCUAUACACCAAGCUCUGAUCUCUCCGUAUACACCUGGCUCUAAACUCUCUCUCUUUCUGUAUACACAGGGCUCUGAUCUCUCUCUCUCUGUAUACACCCGUCUGAUAUCACUCUCUCUCUCUGUAAACAUGGGCUCUGAUCUCUCUCUCACUUUCUAUACACUUGUUAAGACACCUCCAGUGUCUUUAGGCAAAACCGCUGUUUAGUCGACCUUCCCUGUCUGCAGUAACAGUAACUCCGUUCGCCUAACCUGUAGUACACGAACCAAAUGCAGGGGAAGCGGCAAUCUCCCGACCGGGAUCCGUGAACGGCUCCAAACUCCCGAACGGCAAUACACGAACUGCUGCUAGCCGCCGAACAACAAUAUCCACCAAGCGGCUUUCGGUUCCAUCCAGCAGUCUCUAAACGUGAAGAAGAAAUCCCCCCAAUAACGAGACAGAAGCUCCGCAUUGAGGGUCAAACAGGAUCUGGCUUUUACUGUGGGCUACCUGCCCGUAUUUAUGCAGGUCUCCCACUUGGUGGACACUCCCAUAGGGGACCAAAUGGGAAACUUAAAUGACAGACAGAUAUGGGGACAUUCCAGACACACAGUCACAGAUUUUACCCACAGUGCAUUAUGAUUCCCUCUCCUCUGCCCUGGAGAUAAUUACCGAGUAACUCAAUUAUUUCCAGGACGAAGCCAGUUGCCAUUUUAAAUAUAACAUCACAAAAGACAUAAAAAUACAUAACUUUCAAAUACCCAAAUGUUUCCCAUUCGUAUCACAUAUCCCCAGAUAGCCUGGAUCUGAGUGCAUAUUAUUAGCGAAUAGCGCUCAGAUCCCACACACAUAGUUCAAUCGCCAUGGAGUCAAAGUUCUUACAGUCUUUCGGUAUACGAAUGACUCCAUGGGAAGGCUAUCUGGGUUAAGUCUUUUCGUAUGCUCCAAACCUCCCGAACGGCCGGUAUUCGUAUGCUUUCGUGGAGACAGCCAGGCGUUCCAUUGUUUCAGCGGUGUUCGGCAGAAAAAGUGUCCGUUUUUAGUUCCAUAGAAAUAGAGCCAAACACCGCUGGGCUUUCGCGUGGUUUAAAAUGGCCGCUGCCUCGUGGUCGACAUACGAACGACGACCACCCUGAAUUUGGUUUAAUUAAGAAGUGUCUGCGGUUAACCACAACGUUCUAAUUGGGAUCAAUAGGUUAACCAGCAGCACCCUCCUCUCCUGGGUGGCCGUCCGUUCAGUAAGUUUGUUCGGGAAAAAAGUCAUUCGAAUGGCUGGGCUAUAGAAAACAGCCAUUCAUGCGAACGGGAUACAAACAGACGAAUGCAACUAAAAUACAAGCAGGCAGAUGGUUCUGUCACAACACUGUGUUUGGAUCUCUCUCUCUUUCUGUAUACACUGGUGUGACGGACCGCCUGGCACCCCUUCGUUGGUGUCUCGCUGUCCUCCACCCACCCUGAACCCAAGACCAGGAUCCAGCUUCCAGUGGGUAGACUUCUCCUAGUCCAGAGAGUGAAGCAGGCUGCUCUUAUAAGAGCAAGUGUUGUGAUCCAAGGGAGUAUAGUGAUUAUAGCAAUUCCCAGAGUGAAUAUAGCUCUCCAAUGCCCCAAACAUGAGCCUAGACUGCAUGAAGGGUAAAACGAAUCUCAGUUUAAUGGUAGCCACAACUGGAUUUUUAUGACAGUCCCCAUGCAAGGGACACUCUCCCCUGGACCUGAGAGUAAACCACAGUAGAAAUAAGUACACAAUCACAUUGGCUCUCAGGUCCAGGACACUCCCAUACAAAAUCAGAUAAUCCCUCCUCUGUGCAUGGGAGAUAAUUGGAUCAGUAACUGUACUAAUCUAAUCCAAUUAUCUCCAAGCAAAAAAAAACCACACUUUUUCCCAAACACCCCAAAAGUACCCUAAAAAUACAUAAAAACCCUACAAAGAUUACAUUCCGUGAUAGUCCUGAUCUAGUUGUCCAACAUAUCCAAAAAUCACCCAGAUCAAUCAGGGGUUCAGGAAUUUCCUGAAGUCAUAGUUUUGACCGGCUGCCCACUUGGUCCCAUGCCCAAAACAGUUCCAGAGAAUCAGGGCUUGCGGUCAGUUUAGUUCGGUAGUUUAAAAACGAACAAACUACCGAACAUAGUCAAUAGUCUUACCCUGGAGCUUGAUCCCCUUGUUCAUGGGAAUGAUUCCACUGAACAGUGCUUUUCUAAGUGUUGUUGAACCGAACGCAGGCGAUGCUGGAAGGGCAGCAGUGUUCGGAAGUUUCUGUGUCCGGUUUUAGUUCCAUGAGAUUCAUGCCCAAGCAAGAUGGCCACCAUCUCGUGGUCGUCCAUAGAAAUUGUGGCCACCCAGACGAACACUUAGAACACUGCGGUGGAAAUUGCUACAAAAUAGUGUGACAGAACCAUCUGUCUGCUGGAUUUUUGCCCGUUCGUCUGUUUGUCCCCCGUUCGUAUGAAUGGCUGGUUUCUAUAGCCCAGCCAUUCGAAUGACUCUUUUUCCCGAACAAAUCUGCCGAACGAACAGCCACCCAAGUGAGGAGUGUGCUGCUGGUUAACAAAGUGAUCCCAAUUAGAACGUUGUGGUUAACCGCAGACACUUCUCAAUUAAACCGAACUCAGGGUGGUCGUCGUUCGUAUGUCGACCACGAGGCAGCGGCCAUUUUAAAUCAUGCGAACGCCCAGCGGUGUUUGGCUCUAUUUCUAUGGAACUGAAAACGGACACUUUUUCUGCCGAACACCGCUGAAACAACGGAACGCCUGGCUGCCUCCACGAAAGCAUGCGAACACCGGCCGUUCGGGAGAUUGAGAGCAUACGAAAAGACUUAACCCAGAUAGCCUUCCCAUGGAGUCAUUCGUAUACCGAAAGACUGUAAGAACUUUGACUCCAUGGCGAUUGAACUAUGUGUGUGGGAUCUGAGCGCUAUUCGCUAAUAAUAUGCACUCAGAUCCAGGCUAUCUGGGGACAUGUAAUACCAACGGGAAAUGUUCAGUUUUCAUGUAGUUAUGUAUUUUUAUGUCUUUUAUUAUUUUAUGUUUAAGAUGGCGACUGUCCUUGUCCUGGAGUUAAUUGAGUUACUUGGUAAUUAACUCCAGGGCAGAGGGGAGGGAAUCAUAAUGCACUGUGGGUAAAAUAUGUGACUGUGUGUCUGAAAUGUCCUUCUAUCUGUCUGUAGUUUAAGUCUCCCAUUUGGUCCCCUAGGGGAGUGUCCACCAGGUGGAAGACCUGCAUAAAUAUGGGCAGGUAGCCCACAGUAAAACCAGAUCCUGUUUGACCCUCAAUGUGGAGCUUCUGUCUCGUUAUUGGGGGGGAUUUCUUCUUCACGUUUAGAGACUGCUGGAUGGAACGAAAGCCGCUUUGGGGAUAUUAUUGUUCGACGGUUACCAGCAGUUCGUAUAUUGCCGUUCGGGAGUUUGGAGCCGUUCGUGGAUUUCGAUCGGGAGAUUGCCGCUUCCCCUGCAUUUGGUUCGUGUGUUACAGAGUAAGCGAACGGAGACUGUACUGCAGCCGGGAAGGUUUACUAAACGGCGGUUUUGCCUAAAGACACUGGAGGUGUCUUAACAAGUAGCAAUUCGGUUUAACAAGCUCCAGGGUAGUUCCUGAACCAAAUAUAAAAUCCCACGAACCAAGUCUGUUCACAUAGUUUUUUUAAAUGGCCCAUAGUCUUUUGGUAAGAGGCUGGCCAGCUGGCCCCUCCAAGAACACGUGAUGAGGCUCAGUUCGUCACAACUGGGCUCGGAUUUCUCUCUCUCUGUAUACACCGGGCUCUGAUCUCUCUUUCUUUCUGUAUACCCUGGGCUUGGAUCUCUCUCUCUCUGUAUUCAACGGGCUCUGAUCUCCCUCAGUAUACAUCGAUGUCUGAUCUCUCUCAUUCUGUAUACACUGGGCUCGGAGCGCUCUCUCUCUCUAUACACCGGGCUCGGAUCUCUCUCUCGUUAUACAUUGGGCUCGGAUCUCUCUCUCUGUAUACACUGGGCUCAGAUCUCUCUCUCUCUGUAUACACGGGGCUCUGAUCUCUCUAUACACUGGGCUUGGAUCUCUCUCUGUCUCUAUACACUGAGUUCGGAUCUCUCUCUCUCUCUCUGUAUACACGGGGCUCUGAUCUCUAUACACUGGACUUGGAUCUCUCUCUCUCUGUAUACACAGGACUCGGAUCUCUCUCUCUGUAUACACAGGACUCGGAUCUCUCUCUCUGUAUACACAGGACUCGGAUCUCUCUCUCUCUCUCUCUCUAUAUAUAUAUAUAUAUAUAUAUAUAUAUAUAUAUAUAUAUAUAUACAUACAUACAUACAUACAUACAUACAUACACACACACACACACCAGGCUCGGAUCGGUCUCUUUCUAUAUACCGGGCUCGGAUCUCUCUCUCUCUGUAUACACCAGGCUCAGAUAUCUCUCUCUCGCUCUCUCUCUCUAUAUAUAUAUAGCUCUGAUCUCUCUCUCUAUACACCAGGCUCGGAUCUGUCUCUCUAUAAACCGGGCUCAGAUCUCUCUCUCUAUAUACACUGGACUCUGAUCUCUCUCUCUAUAUACACCGGGCUCUGAUCUCUCUCUCUCUAUACACCGGGCUCGGAUCUCUCUAUACACUGUGCUCGGAUCUCUCUCUCUCUCUUUAUACACUGGACUCGGAUCACUCUCUCUCUCUCUCUAUACACUGGACUCUGAUCGCUCUCUCUCUAUAAACCGGGCUCGGAUCUCUCUCUCUCUAUAUACACUGGGCUCGGAUCUCUCUCUCUAUAUACACCGGACUCGGAUCGCUCUCUCUCUCUCUCUCUACACACUGUGCUCGGAUCUAUCUAUAUAUGCAUGGAUGAAUAUAAUUAUAAUUUGGUGAUACUCAGUGUUAAUAUGUGGCCUGACAUUUGUUUCUAGGCGGAGAAGGAAAAUAAUAAGAAGUUGUCGAAGAAGCUCUCGUGUCAUUCUUAUAGGAUAUCGGCACUGAGUUUGUUUUUAUUCUGGUUCGGAAUGCUCGUCUGUCUGCCGCUACUGCUUAUUCUUAUAUCCUAUAUUCUGGCUGAGGUGGAAUGA
Molecule: messenger RNA, 5510 nt
Organism: Pelobates cultripes (western spadefoot toad)
Lineage: Eukaryota; Metazoa; Chordata; Amphibia; Anura; Pelobatidae
Source: the annotation of a GenBank genome assembly